AUUGAUCAUUGGUUGGAGGGUUUCUGGGUUCUCCGUUUCAGUUGCGAGGAAAAAUCGUGCGAAUUCGCAACGCGCUCCCCAUUUUUUCCUCAAAAUAAGAAAUUUCUUUUUCCACAAAGAAAAAAAACACAUCUUCAGUGCAAGUUGACCCCACAGAGAGCCCCAUUUGUGACGCAAUAUUUUGGAAAAUAUCCUGAAAAAGGGGGUACAGAGUGUGCUAAAAACAAGUUGUGUUGGAGCUUCCGCGGAAUAGAAAGAAAAACGUGAAGCAAAUGGUGAAUGUGGAGCAGUUUCUGUGAAAUUUCCCUUCCAUAUUUCGUGCUAGAAAACACCUUUUUACCCACCUAAGCCCCACAAUGUGGAUUUUGGGGCGAUAGUUGGUGGUUUUUGGAUGCAACGUAGUGCGCCCCAGUGGACAAAAGUGCUCCCCCGAGUGGCUCCUUUUUGCUUUUCAUUUCAAAAGCGCCCCAAAGUGCGUCGCUGUGCGAGGAAGACGACGUGAACGUAGCAAAGAGCAAAAAAGAAGCAGCAGCAACGGCACCAAUCUCAAGGCGGAUUACUCAACAACGAGCUCCUGCCAUCUCUCUCGCACCACCUUGCCACAACACAGACUCUUCAGCGAGCUUCUACAAUUAAUUUAUUUUUCUUACUAAAAAAAUGAGUUCAACGGUGGCUGCAGCAGUUGAUGUUGCCGACAGUAUUCUGAAUGGAUCCACAAGUAGGACGAAUCAUUUUGUGACGCGGGCAGAACCAGCCUCUGCAUCAAUGGCCAUGGACCCACUCAGUCAUGUUGGUGAUGGUAUCUUCCUGCAGACGAAGACAGCCCAAGGAAUAGCGGGCGCCUUCGUGUGGGUGGCCCUUUUUCUCACGUGUCAACAGAUCUACCAACACCUGCGGUGGUACACAAAUCCCCAGGAGCAACGUUGGAUUGUGAGGAUUCUCUUUAUUGUUCCGAUUUAUGCAACAUACUCCUGGAUAAGUUUAUUGUUCUUCAAUUCGGAGAGUGUUUAUGUUUACUUCUUCACUGUACGUGAUUGCUACGAAGCUUUCGUCAUCUACAACUUCCUUUCGCUGUGCUACGAAUAUUUGGGUGGUGAGGGAAAUAUAAUGUCAGAGAUCCGCGGGAAGCCAAUAAAAUCAUCAUGCCUCUACGGAACUUGCUGUUUAUCCGGGAAAACCUAUACUAUUGGAUUUUUGCGCUUUUGCAAGCAAGCAACCCUCCAAUUUUGCCUCGUAAAACCCCUCAUGGCAUUCAUCAUAAUCUUUUUGCAAGCUUUUGGACAUUAUCACGAUGGUGAUUGGAGUGCCGAUGGUGGUUACAUUUACAUCACAAUAAUCUACAAUAUCUCCGUUUCAUUGGCACUUUAUGGGCUGUACUUGUUCUACUUUGCCACGAAGGAUUUAUUGACACCCUUUGAGCCCGUUCUUAAAUUUUGCACGAUUAAAUCGGUGAUUUUCCUUUCCUUCUGGCAAGGUGUGGGCUUAGCCAUUCUCGAGAAGGCCGAAGUUAUUUCACCCAUUGUCGAUAGCGAUGGUGCUACCACAUCCGCGGGUACAGUGUCAGCGGGCUAUCAGAACUUUUUCAUUUGUAUUGAAAUGCUUUUUGCUGCCGUGGCCCUUCGGUAUGCAUUCCCGUAUCAAGUUUACGCACAGGGAUGCAUGACAGAUUCACACGGGAGGUCCGUUACAAUGCAAUCAAUCUCAAGUAGUCUCAAGGAAACUAUGAAUCCAAAGGACAUCAUGACGGAUGCCAUCCAUAAUUUCCAUCCGCAGUACCAGCAGUACACGCAGUACAGUUCAGAAGUAACAUCAACGCAACGCUACGAGAAGCUGUAAAAAUGUUUAAAAAAAAACAGACACAAUUUUUGAAUAAAUAUUCUCUUCUAAAUCUUGAAGAUAAGAUUGAAAAAAAAAAAAGAAUUACCUUUUAGUCACACAAACACUCUGUUUUAGGUGUUUUCUCUUACCUGAUUUUCUCUAUAUUGACGAUGCUAAAUAUGAAGAAAAACAAAUUUAGCAAUAACUUUUACUUUUUUUCUUGUGAGUGAUUUAUUAUUUUUAUUCUUGAUGUAUUUUUUUCUGAGAUUUAUGUGUAAAGAAAAAAACAUUUCUAAUUUUCAAAUAAUUGUUGUAAUUCUCUGUAAAAAAUAUCAGAUGUGGCCUUAAAAAUUUUUGCACCUUUAAGCUUAAGCGAUUAAAUUAAAACUUUCCAGAAGAUUUUUUUUUCUAAAAACUUUUGUGAUAGUGAUUUUUAAUUUAUAGAAAUAAAAAAAAAUUAGAAUGAAAGAGUUAUCAAGAAAUAAACACUCUAAUGUUGUGAAAAUGAGUUUUCUCUAAAGCUAGGUGAAAAUAUGCAGAAGCAAAAAUAAAAAAAAAGAAAAUAAUUUAAUUUAUUGAAAGUAAAAAAAAAACAAACUAGAAAAUUUCAAGAAAUUCUUAAAAACAUUCUAUAUUUGCGUGCUAAAUGAAUUAUUUUCUUAUAAAGUGAAUGAAAAAAUGAAUCAAUAAAAGUUUCUGCAUGUCUCUCUUCAAUUAAUUUCCUUUCACUACUGCAAAAUAUUGGUUUUAUUAAUGAAAAAAAAAUAAUGAAGUAGGUAUGCAAAAUAUUAAUUAAAAGCAACAAUUUUUAUAAAUGGUACUAUGGGUUGUAAAUUGAUUGAAAAAAAUCCGGGGAAGAAAGAGAAGGCAAAAAUUAAGCACUUUCCAUUUAAUUUAAUUUCAAUUUUUUCCUGUAAAUAGCAUAUUCCUACAUUUUUCUCGUAUUAUAAUUUUUUUAAAAUAUUCUUUGUGUUAUUUUCAAAUAUAUGGAAAAGAAUAAAAAAGAAAGAUAGUUACAAACAUUUCUUUUUAAAAUAAUGCUACAUUUUUUAUGCAUGUAAUUUCCCUACAUAAAUGUACUUAUUUUUAAAUAUGUAUUUUAAGAAAAUUAAAAAUUGAGAUGCAAAGUGAAAUAUUUGAUAUUCCGUUUAUUAUUAUUUUUUCUUUAAAAUUCGUGAUUUAUUUCUUUUGAAAAAAAAACUACCUAUUAAGUGAAAAAUAUAUAUUUUAUUAUAGAUAGAAAGCAGCAUUAAAUUCUUUGUACUUAUUAUUAUUAUUUUUUGUAUUUAGUUAGGGGAUGCAGAAAAAAAAUCAUGUAAUUUAGAUGAAAUAGAAAUUAAAUUAUCUUUACUUA
Molecule: messenger RNA, 3172 nt
Organism: Lutzomyia longipalpis
Lineage: Eukaryota; Metazoa; Arthropoda; Insecta; Diptera; Psychodidae
Gene: Tmep
Product: transmembrane protein 184B
Exons: 8
Coding region: 658-1836 (392 amino acids)
Biological process (GO): transport
Molecular function (GO): transporter activity
Source: RefSeq, a predicted model, not a curated record